GGCCAGCUCUCGCUAGCGAUCGACCGAGGCUAGGCGCUAGUAUAGCUAGGCAGGCAGAUAUGUACUAGCUGGCAUGGCACUGCCCUGUUGCAUGCUGGCUGUUGCUUUUGAAGUUCUAUAGAAUGUUGUCAUAAUCAUGGUGGCUUUCGACAAAGUUACGUUAGAUGACUGAGGUCAAAGAAAUACACUUAAGUCUAAUUAGGCUAGACUAUACUCUUCAGAAUGGAUCGUGAACCUGGUCAUCUCCCAUUUGCUGUGAAGGAGAAAGUCUCCUCUCUUGUAUGGAUCAAGGUGGUUGCUGCUGGAAAUGCUGGUGUGGGUAAAACAUGUAUCAUCAAGCAUUUCUGUGAAGAUAAGUUUUCUCAUGGUUACCAGCCAACAGUUGGAGUUGACUAUGGCUUUAAAAUACAGAAUAUAUCUAAUGUUGAUUUAAGAGUUCAUCUUUGGGAUUUAUCUGGCCAUCCUGAUUACCAAGAAGUACGGAAUGAAUUAUUCAGUGAUACUCAGGCGUGUUUCUUGGUGUUUGAUGUGACAAACAGACAUUCCUUUGACAACCUAGAAUUCUGGUUGAAAGAAUUGAACCGCUACUGCACAUCUCCAAGUCAUGUUGUUGUGGUAGCUAACAAGAUUGAUAUUAAAGCAAAGCGUGUUGUCCAGUCAGAUGAAGCAAUGCGAUGGGCAAACGGUAAAAAAGUCAAAUACUAUGAGACUUCAGCAUUCAGUGGAGAAGGAAUCACCCAAAUGUUCACCGAUAUUCUCAAAGAAGUGAUGACAAAAUCUAGCCUUGGGAGAAGGUGACACAAUCAUAUGGUAUCUGAUUUCUUUUUACAACUACUUCAUAUUUGCAACAAAAUCAUGCAAUAAUUUUGAUACCUUGAUAUUUCUUUAUAGUUAUUUUAUAAUUGUUUGUUGGAAAUGAGUGGAACAUGCCAAUUGGUUCCUUUGAAGUCUCCCCUCAAAAGAAGUGUAUGUUGAAGUAAUGGGGGAUUAUGUUGAUCAUUACAUAGAAGUUAAUGGCUAUAGUACAAAGUUGAUAUCCCGAUGCCUGAAUUUGAAUAUAUUUUUGUUACAUAAAUCUAAGUCUUUCAACAAAAUGUGUAAUAGGUAUGCCUUUAUUUUUUAUUUUUUGGUUAUAAUGCAUCACAGUCAACAAGUAGCAUGAUCGCUGAAAUACUGUGAUUAACAAUACACUGUUGAGAUUCUUUUGAUAAAUUAAGCUUUUUUUAAAUUAAUUACACAAUCAUUUCUAAAUUUAAUAACAUUUGUACCUUAUUGGUGUACCUUCAUAUGUGGCCAACUCAGUUAUAUGGAUUGGUAUCAUUCAACAAUGGGGCCAAAAUUAAUUGAGAUCAGGGCCCUGUAACUCAAAGAUUAGCGAUUAAUCGCUAAAUAAAAUGACCAAUCAAGAUCAUCAUUGCAUGCGCAUUUUGCUCAGUACACUGGCUAGGAACCAAUCAGAAUUGUUCUCUCAAAUAAGCGAUUAAUCGUUGACCUUUGUGUUAAGUAGCCCUGAUUGUAUAUGUUGUUUACCAAUUAACCAGGAAGUCCAUCAUAGUGUUGAAUUCAAUUUGACAAAAGCAACUGGUUGUAAGGAGUCUUCCCAUUGUGUGACUCUCUACUUGAAAGUAGAGGGCGGAUGUGUUUGAAUUCCGCUGUGGCACUGUCCUUCAACAAUAUAUAUAUAUAUAUAUAUGCCAAUCUACUGUUUGCCUUGCUCCAUCCAAGUUUUAAAUGGGUACCCAGUAGGAUCCAAAAAAUAAGUAUAGUUUGCUUGGCAAUAUGAGCUAGGUACCGGUUGAGGGAAUGCUCCUUAGGGAGUGGGGAAUAUCCAUAGGUCGUGUACACGACUGGGCAACAUAAACACAGUUUGAAGGAUGUGCAUAGGUCCUAGGACCGAUUCCUAUGCCAUAGGAAUCGGUAUACACAGUUGUCAGUUGGUUUGGGUCGCUUGCCCCAUUGCAAAUCUCGCGGAUCUAACUACUUCCUCGGUUUAAGCCCUAUGCUGAAGUGAGGACACAUUUUAUUUAAAUGUGUAAGGCCUCGCUUUGCCAUGGUAACAGAAUAUAUGGUGAUUAAUAGCAAAAAUCUGGUAGAGCAAACUAUUUUCUUAGUUUCCACCCAAUCAUAAGACAGGGCACACACAGAGUAAAUGAGAAAGCCACAUUUUUUAAUGGGUCCAUUACUGCAUUUUCAUAAUAAAACAUGUUAUGUACAGGUAUGUUCAUCACUUGAGGCUGUCUUGAUAGGAAAGGGGUGUUACCUUCACUGAUAUUUCUGAUUAAUAUUAUUGAUUAUAAAAGCAAGGGAUUAUUAAUUAUGAAAAAAAAAUCAUUUUUGAAUACCGGUAAGAAUGAAAACAGAAAAUUUUAGAUGCACUCGCACAGAAUCUGUCUACUCUGUGACAUAUCAUGCAACAUCUCCCAUAGUUAUGCAGUACAUGUAUAUCAGAAUAAUAUGAUUGGUAAUUUUCUACAUUUCCUUUACAAAAUAAUAGUAACUUGUCAUAGAUUUUCAAAAAAAUAUAGUUUACAGAGGAGUAAACAUAGGGAAAACAAGUAUUUAAAAGAAAAGAAACAUUUUCUUGAACAUAACACUAUGUACGACUUAUAACCUCAUUAUUUUUUAGCGAAUUGUGUGAUGAAGGUUGCAUAAGACAUCUAUGCAUUUUUAUUUGUAAUGAGUGAUUAAAAUUUGUUAUAUCAAACAUAUUUCUGUUAUGUCUACCACACAGGUUCAUAUAUAUGAUCCCUAAAUUGUUCAAUUAACAAUUUGUGUCUUACCAUUAGUUUUCUUUGAGAUAAGAAUUGCUGUUAAUGCGAUGAACAGUGUAAUGUAUUUUAAUUAAUUUUACCCAUAUAUAUUUAUCAGUUGAAAGUUGAGACCUACAUGUACAUAUUAUUUAGGGAAUAAUAAUCUUGAAUAAUGAUGAAUGUCAAAUGUUAAGGCGCAUUUAAUAUUCUUCCAAAAUGAUACAUGUGUUUAUAGACAUGUAGCUUUUAUUUGAACAUUCUCUCUGAUGCAAGCAGCAGACGUUAUACUUUAUAAAUAUUUAAGUUCAGGCAGGAUACAUGUACAUACCUGUCUCCCUCAAUGGACCUACAUGUAGCUGAUAACUGAUCUUUCCAAUAUCAGAAUUUCAAAGUGAUAUCCACCCUAAUAUCAACAUGGUUUUGAUUUUUUAUAAAAAAAAACAUACACAUGAGAGAAACAUCUAUGAAGGUUCAGCAAAAGUUCAUCAAAAGUAAAUUAAUAAAUGAAUACAUAGUUAUAAAUUUUCAGUUCUAACUUUGUUACAUAAUUUGCAAGGCUGCAAGCUUCUCUCCUUGCUGUCAAUUGUAUUUUUAUUUCUUUUCAUGAUCGAUGUAUAGAUAUUUGAAUGAUAAAACAUUUAAGACUUCUGAUUUGGGAAAAAAGGAAUUUUUAUUGCACAUUGCACAACAUAUAUUGAAAAGAAGUUAACCAGUGGAUAAGCAGCCUAAAGAUUUUAAAAUCAUAAGCUUUUGAUGACUGCCAAAUUUUCAUUGGUAUGCUUUUCUAUUGUUUUGCUUUCAUUAGAUAUUUACAACAUCUAUGUCAAUGUCAACAUCCCAUUUGAUAUAAUUGUAAAUACUCUUCACUGUU
This is a messenger RNA of Lytechinus variegatus (green sea urchin), 3621 nucleotides long. Its product is annotated as dnaJ homolog subfamily C member 27-like. The record is from RefSeq and is a predicted model, not a curated record. Lineage: Eukaryota; Metazoa; Echinodermata; Echinoidea; Temnopleuroida; Toxopneustidae. Bases 223 to 798 code for a protein of 191 amino acids. Gene Ontology annotation, molecular function: GTP binding; GTPase activity. The transcript is spliced from 6 exons.